AGGUGGAGAGCACAUAGAGGUCGAUUUAGGAUAGAGCAGCGACACUGCGCGCCCGUGUGUGUGUCUCUAUCUUUACUUGGCUAUUAGAACAGAAGAAACUGCUGAAGUUAUGUAGGCCGUUGUUGACACUUGUGUUUGGAAAUGGCAUUGUUAUUGCGUCAUCCGUUGAGCAAAUUCACCUUCGAUCCCAAUGAUACACUAACUAGGAGGGGUAUCACUGCACGAAAAUGUAAGCAUUUGAGGCCAUUUCAAUGUGUGCAAACAGAGGAUAGCCGGCGCAUUGUCGUCAAGAAUGGGAACGAUUCAUUGGAAAUUUGCCGGGUUGUGAAUGGGACGUGGCAAACGAGCGGUGGAUGGGGCAGAAUUGAUGCAGAUAAUGCAGUUGAUGAUAUGCUUAAAUAUGCUGAUGCUGGGCUCACCACUUUUGAUAUGGCUGAUAUAUAUGGACCUGCUGAAGACCUUUAUGGCAUUUUCAUCAAUCGAGUUCGUCGUGAGCGCCCACCUGAAUUCUUGGAAAAGGUCAGAGGUCUCACCAAGUGGGUGCCACCGCCCGUUAAGAUGACCAGUAGCUUUGUGAGAGACAGCAUUGAUGUUUCGCGAAGAAGAAUGGAUGUCGCUUCCUUGGACAUGCUUCAGUUUCAUUGGUGGGAUUACUCGAAUCCUGGUUACUUAGAUGCACUAAAACACCUCACAGACUUAAAAGAAGAAGGUAAAAUCAAGACUGUUGCCUUGACAAAUUUCGAUACUGAGAGACUGCAAAUAAUUCUUGAAAACGAGAUUCCGGUUGUAAGCAAUCAGGUGCAACAUUCAAUUGUUGACAUGCGUCCCCAACAGAAAAUGGCAGAGCUUUGUCAGCUUACAGGAGUCAAACUUAUAACGUAUGGAACAGUAAUGGGUGGUCUACUGUCUGAGAAGUUCCUUGACACCAACAUAACUAUUCCGUUUGCCGGUCCUCCAUUAAACACUCCCUCCCUCCAGAAGUACAAAAGGAUGGUAGAUGCUUGGGGAGGAUGGAGUCUGUUCCAGGGCCUACUUCGGACACUCAAACAAGUGGCUUCGAAGCAUGGGGUUUCGAUAUCAACUGUUGCUGUUAAGUACAUACUCGAUCAGCCCGCUGUAGCAGGAUCAAUGAUUGGUGUCAGACUUGGCCUGUCUGAACAUAUUCAAGACACGAGUGCCAUCUUUUCGCUUGUUCUUGAUGAGGAGGACGUUAACAGCAUAAAAGAAGCCUCAGGGAAAGGAAAAGAUCUGCUUAAAGUGAUUGGUGAUUGCGGAGAUGAAUACAGGCGUGCAUGAUCACUUGGCAUAUCAACCACAACCUGGCCUAUGUUCUCGAUUGCAUAGAAGAGAAAGUUAAAAGGACAAAUAUAUAUAUAAAAAUAUAAAAUCUUUAGCCCCAUGUGACUUUCGUCAUGUUUCGUGUAAUACACAGAAAAUGUUAUCCCAUUAACGCUCACAUUUGUGUUAACAACAGAGGAAUUAGUACUUUAUGUUUUCAUGAACUAGGCUUCUAUGUC
Neltuma alba is the source of this 1517-nucleotide messenger RNA. Its product is annotated as flagellar radial spoke protein 5. The record is from RefSeq and is a predicted model, not a curated record. The transcript is spliced from 9 exons. The coding region runs from base 142 to 1296 and encodes 384 amino acids. NCBI's taxonomy places the organism in Eukaryota, Viridiplantae, Streptophyta, Magnoliopsida, Fabales, Fabaceae.